Puccinia graminis f. sp. tritici CRL 75-36-700-3 is the source of this 1883-nucleotide messenger RNA. RefSeq lists its product as uncharacterized. Gene Ontology annotation, molecular function: O-methyltransferase activity. The coding region runs from base 152 to 1525 and encodes 457 amino acids. The record is from RefSeq and is a predicted model, not a curated record. The transcript has 4 exons. NCBI's taxonomy places the organism in Eukaryota, Fungi, Basidiomycota, Pucciniomycetes, Pucciniales, Pucciniaceae.
GCAGAUUUGAAUUUUGCGCCCAAAAAAAUGGAAGCUGUUCAAUGAUACCGGUAUAUAAAGAAACCCCUUGGACUGAAAACUUCUGCCCUCAGGUUGUCUUCGAAUUUAAAAUUCCAACUCACGAUUUUACCCACUCGUUCGAGAGUCCGACAUGCCAGCAUCAACGGCCCAACAGCUCGUGGCUCUGAUUGGCCAAGCAGUCCAAGAGAUCGAAGCGGAUAUCGGGACCCAGAUCCCAGGGGGGACGAUCAGCAACCUCAACCUGCCAAUAGUUGCUCGAGAAGACGGAUUGGAGGCGAGUGGGAGACGGAGGGAAGGAUUGAAAACCUUGCAGGCGGCCACGCACCAAUUGCUAUCGACUCUGAUGCCAUCAGACUUGUACAUAUUCGACACCUAUGCAUCUUUUUUCCAGAAGACGGCCAUCGAUACUGUGGUCGGUGCUGGGAUCCCAGACUUGAUCCACUCGCUCGACCCCGACGCCAGUCAGGGUGGCGUCCAUGUCCAAGUGCUCGCCCAGAAGACUCAGAUGGACUCCCGCAAGCUGUCCCACAUCCUCCGAUUCCUUGCCCUGCGUAACAUCUUCUGCGAAUUAACUGAAAACCAUUGGGCCAAUAAUCGACAUUCUUUCCCGCUACGCACCGAUUCAUCUAAUAGUGUUUUGAAUGCUCUGGGUCACAUGAGAGAGGAAAUCGCACUGCCCGCCUUGGUCCAACUUCCUCAGCUUUUGUUGGACAAGCAAGCUGACGGCGCUCUCAGCAUGGAUCCUCAGCAUAGUGCCUUCCAAAAGUAUUACAAGCCCGGGUGUAAUUUCUUCGAAUUCUUGGCCAAGUCGGAUGGUGGUUAUCGAGCAGAAAGGUUCGGAAAAGCAAUGUUUGAAAUGACUCAAGCCAUUGGCACCGGGGAAGCAGUUUAUCAAGCCUUUGAUUGGCAGAAGCUUGGUCCUAGCGGUACCUUGAUUGAUGUUGGUGGCGGGGUUGGCGCGGCUGCGUAUGCUCUUUCUACUUACCUUCCCGGGUGGAAAGUGGUAGUGCAGGAUCGGGCGGAGGUGGUCAAAGAUGGACAAGAAAAUUACCAAAAGAUCGGCUCGUCGACCAACCUGGAAUUCGAGGAAGCCGACUUCUUCGAGGAUCAACCGGCGCGUCGUUGCCGGGGAGCAGAUGCUUACUUCCUUCGACACGUUCUACACGAUUGGCCCUUCACGCCCUGCGUCCAGAUCCUGAGCCGCUUGCGAAAAGCGGCCAAGCCGACCACAUCAUUAUUAAUUUGCGAGACUGUUCUGAACCCGCCGCUCACCGAUCCCAAUUCCCUAAUCCUCUUCAACGGCGGAAUGGCUUCAGUCUCAUCUUACACUCGCAAUCUUUCCAUGAUGACUCUUGUCAAUGCAGAAGAGCGCACUCAAGAACAGUUCGUCGAAAUCCUCAACAAGAGUGGCUGGAAGUUGCAGUCGGUUACACCCUUAGCCACCCUUGCGGAUUACUUCAUGAUUGAAGGCAUUCCUGACCCCUCGUGGAAGCAGGAAGAUUAAUUAUCCUAUCUAUGUCAUUGUACAUAACUUACGAAAUUUCUCUUGUGAAGCCUCUUGAGGACUGUUUUAUAAAUCUCAGGUUUCUGGUUGCCCAAUAUAUCUAUUGGCCACAUCUUAUCCUCUAAACUCUCCUCACAUCAAUGGCCACUUUUCUCCAAUACAUACAUGUAUCUGUUUAAGCACAUAAACAUGCACAGCCUUGAACCAAUUGACUAUCUUAUAUCCCAUAUAUCUAUAUAUAUUUAUAUAUAUGUAACUAACAAGAUACCACAAACAACCAAACAAAUGAUCAAACCAAACAAAAAGAAAAUCUGUUGUUGAUGUGUUUUUUAAGAGAAAAAAGAAAAGAGAAUAAGAU